Messenger RNA from Malania oleifera, 1188 nucleotides. RefSeq names its product exopolygalacturonase-like. The coding region runs from base 1 to 1188 and encodes 395 amino acids. Gene Ontology annotation, biological process: carbohydrate metabolic process. Lineage: Eukaryota; Viridiplantae; Streptophyta; Magnoliopsida; Santalales; Ximeniaceae. Gene Ontology annotation, molecular function: polygalacturonase activity. The record is from RefSeq and is a predicted model, not a curated record. The transcript is spliced from 4 exons.
AUGGGCUUCUUGAGAGUGCUUUUGGUAAUGUUGGUUUUAUUAAACUCAAUUCUUGGUGGAGCACACAGAUUGCACAAGGUCUUCAAUGUGAUUCAAUAUGGUGCAGUUGCAGAUGGGAAAACAGAUAAUGCUAAGGCAUUUGAGAAAGCAUGGGAAGAAGCAUGCAAAUGGAGGGAAAAGGCAAUGGUGUUAAUCCCAGAGGGAACAUUCAUGAUAAGCAAAGUGCUGUUCAAGGGUCCCUGCAAUGGCCCUAUAAAUUUUAGGCUAAGAGGUGUUUUGAAGGCACUGCCAGACUUGUUGAGCCACCCCAAGUGGAUAGGGUUCAGAUACAUUGACAGAUUGGUGGUGGGGGGCAGAGGGGCCAUUGACGCCCAAGGCUCUUUUGCUUGGACUCGUAAUUUUUGCAGUGUCAAUACCAAUUGCCAAACUCUCCCUCUGUCAAUGGGAUUCGAUUUUGUGACCAACUCGAGGAUCCACCGCAUAAAAUCAAUAAACAGUAAGAACACCCACAUCAACGUGUUUGCCUGCGACAACUUGAACAUCAGCAGAAUCAAAAUACUAGCCCCGGACCACAGCCCCAACACGGACGGCAUUCGAAUCGGAGAGUCCACGCGCAUCAAGAUCUCCCAGUCGGAGAUCGGCACGGGGGACGACUGCAUCGCCAUGCUUCCCGGCAGCAAAGAUAUCCUGGUUUCGGAGGUCGUCUGCGGGCCGGGGCGUGGCAUCAGCGUGGGGAGCUUGGGAAAGUACAGGAACGAAAAAAAUGUGAAGGGAAUAAGGGUGGAAAGAAGCACAUUUGUGGGAACGGACAAUGGAGUGAGGAUCAAGACAUGGGCAAACUCUGCAAUUGACAAUGUUGCCUCUCACUUUGUCUUUGAAAAUAUUCAUAUGAAGAAUGUGUCCAAUCCCAUCAUCGUUGAUCAAGAGUACUGCCCUUACCCUCCUUGCGCUGAAGAGGGUCAUAUACAAGUGAAGAUCACAGACAUAACAUUCAAGAACAUAUGGGGGACGUCACGGUCGAAGAAUGCAGUGUUGCUACGGUGCAGCCCCCGAGUGCCUUGCCGGAACAUCAAGCUCCACGACAUCAACUUGUCCUACAUCAACAAUGAGGAAGGCUCCGCCACCUCCCUCUGUGCCAAUGCCGAUGGCGAGGCCUCCGGUCAUCAAAACCCUCGCCCUUGCAUUUAA